Anarrhichthys ocellatus (wolf-eel) is the source of this 1278-nucleotide messenger RNA. Its product is annotated as proenkephalin-A. Gene Ontology annotation, biological process: chemical synaptic transmission; sensory perception; neuropeptide signaling pathway. Gene Ontology annotation, molecular function: opioid receptor binding. Gene Ontology annotation, cellular component: dendrite; neuronal cell body; axon terminus. The coding region runs from base 346 to 1071 and encodes 241 amino acids. The record is from RefSeq and is a predicted model, not a curated record. Lineage: Eukaryota; Metazoa; Chordata; Actinopteri; Perciformes; Anarhichadidae. The transcript has 3 exons.
GACGUAAGCGCACAAACUACUUUAACAAGCCGCGGAGCCGCCAGCCGCAGCACUUCACCGAGCACUUUGAGCGGACUCCACACGCGAGUUUAACGGGGUGUUUGUUUUUCCUUCUUACCGGCGACCCCCCUGAACACCGCAGGUCCGGUAACGUUACCUCAGAAGGCUGAACCGUGACUGCUCUUCCCCGCAGCGUGCGACACGCGGAACUCUCCGCGCAGAUAUAUUCGGGUGCACGGGCUCGCGCCGCUCAUCAGCGCCCCAAUCCGCCGUUACCCCCGAGGGCAGGCGCUGACGAGGAAGGCAGGGAACGGCAUAAGUAGCGUUUAAAAUAACAACGAGUCCAUGGCUGCCCCCGCACACAGCAGCUGCGUGUGGAUGCUGGUUCUGGGCGCGUGUGUGUCGCAGGUGGUUGGAACGGAGUGCGGGAAGGAGUGCGCACUGUGCGUGUACCGUCUUCUGGGACAGCAGUCUAGUUUCUCCUCCCCGACCUGCUCACUCGAGUGCGAGGGUGGGUUGGACACCUUGAAGCUCCGCCUGUGCCGGGGCUAUCUCUUGGAGGAGGAAAACCACAUUCCUCUGAAUGCCGACCCCCGUCAACCGCAGGAACAGGAAGCAGCGGAUGCCGUGACAGCAGACGAUGAGGACGCCCCAUCACCGGAGCACCUGCUGGCAAAGAAGUAUGGUGGCUUCAUGAAGCGCUACGGAGGCUUCCUGUCUCGCCGCUCCCCCUCUCAAGAGGGGGUACUGGAGGACGAAGAAGAGAACGCUCGCCUGGAGAUCCUAAAGAUUCUCAAUGCACCGGCUGAGCACGGUGGUGAGGGCGACGGUCAGGGAGGGGAGGCGGUGAAGAGGUACGGAGGCUUCAUGCGUCGGGCCGGAGGAGGAAUGGCGCAGGGCGACCUGCUGGAGGCAGUGUUGGGCCGCGGGCUCAAGAAGCGCUACGGAGGCUUCAUGAGGCGUGUGGGCCGGCCUGAGUGGCUGGUGGACAGCAAGAGCGGGGGGAUGUUGAAAAGGGCCUGGGAGAAUGGCAGCGAGCUACAAAAGAGGUACGGGGGGUUCAUGGACUAGGACGCGACAGUUAUGACCCUUCAUCCCCCCCCCACAUCCCUCCAAUCCACCCUCUUCAACCAGUCACCUUGUAAUCUGGAUUUGUUGGUGUUUGAAUCAACUGCCCACCCCUCUGCUUUGUAUAACGUGCCGCUGCCUACUUCAUUGAUUCAAUUGCUCCUGUAAUGAUAAAAAACGAUAAACAUAUGUUGUUCUGAUGUGCACAAA